UUCCUCGGGGGAAGGGCUCUGGAGGGUAGUGUCUGGGCUAUUUUGGACGAAUGCUUACUGAAAUUUUUCCAAUUUUUGAAGGUUUAACUCCUCGGAUGUGAAAAAAUUAUGGGCCCGACGUCGAUGCGUAGGCCGGACCUUAGAAAUUGAAGUUGAAAGCGAAUCUUCUUACUUUUUUUAUGGUUGUCUAGGUACCGACACACGACCAAGGUAGCUGUGGCACAAGUGAAUUUAAAUGCUUCACAGAUGAAUUUCAGCCCAAGGAGAGGAAGUUGAUAAUAAGAUAGUUUAUUCAGCAGGAGUAAAGUGUCAGGAGCUAUGAGUGAACCAGGAGACCAAGUAGCAGUGGGUGGGCGGAGCAUGUUGGACAACAUGGUUGGAGUUGGUGACAUGGUGCUUCUUGAGUCCUUGACCGAAGAUUCAGUGAUAGAGAACCUUUGGGACAGAUACAAUAACAAAGAUAUCUAUACUUACAUUGGAGAUGUGGUGGUGUCAAUCAAUCCUUAUCGUAAAUUCAACUUGUACACUCCUGAGAGGAUAGCAGAGUACAGAUCUAGAAACAUUUAUGAGUUACCUCCUCACAUCUAUGCCAUAGCUGAUGAUGCCUACAGAUCCAUGAGAGAUUACAACCAGGAUCAGUGUAUUAUAAUCUCUGGUGAAAGUGGAGCUGGAAAAACAGAGGCAUCCAAGGUUGUUAUGCAGUAUGUGGCAGCGGUGUCUGGCAAAGGCUGGGAAGUGGACAGAGUAAAAGAACAGUUGUUGCAGUCUAAUCCUGUCUUGGAAGCAUUUGGCAAUGCAAAGACUCUUAGGAAUGACAACUCAUCUCGUUUUGGAAAAUAUAUGGAUCUUGAAUUUGACUUCAAAGGUGAUCCAGUUGGAGGAGUCAUCACAAAGUAUUUGCUGGAAAAGUCCCGCGUGGUACAUCAAGCCCAAGGGGAGAGGAAUUUCCAUAUUUUUUACCAUCUACUCUCUGGUGCCUCUGAUGAACUUCUUGGGAAACUUUGCCUUGUGAAUGACUGUAAUGAUUACACUUACCUCAAUCACAGUGGAUGUGUGAAGGUCAAUACAAUAGAUGACAAGAAGGACUUUGUAGUAGUUGAGAGGGCAAUGGAAAUUGUUGGGUUCACUCAAGAAGAGAAGUUGUCCAUUUACACUCUUCUGUCUGCCAUUUUGAACCUUGGAAAUGUUGCAUUUGAUGAGGCUGUUGAUAAAGUUGAUGGACAUGAUACUGUGGCCCCUACAAAUGAGAAGUACCUAGACUGGGCAUGUGAGAUGCUUCAGUGUGGAACUCAACUGUUGAAAGAUGGUUUGUCUAAGAGAACUGUGCAGGCUGGUAACGAGAGGGUUUCAACUCAUCUUACCUCUGUGCAAGCUUACUAUGCCAAGGAUGCUCUCUCCAAAGCUAUCUAUCGGAGGAUGUUCUCUUGGAUGAUUCAACGGAUCAAUGAGAGCAUAAAGGUUAAAAAGAAGGGUAAAAGGAAGGUGAUUGGUGUAUUGGAUAUUUAUGGCUUUGAAAUAUUUAAGAAUAACGGUUUUGAACAGUUUAUCAUCAAUUACUGCAAUGAGAAGCUGCAACAGAUCUUUAUUGAGCUGACUCUUAAGUCUGAACAAGAGGAAUAUAUCAGAGAGGGUAUUGAGUGGGAAUCAAUAGAGUACUUCAACAAUGCAAUCAUCUGCGAUUUGAUUGAAAAGACCCAUGUGGGAAUCAUACCACUUCUUGACGAGGAGUGUUUAAGACCAGGAGAGGUCAGCGGUACGACGCUCAUUGCUAAGCUCAACACGCAUUGUUGCAAGCAUCCGCACUACGAGAGCAGAGGAAGCAAGAAGUUCCUAUCUGAUAUGACUUUGCCACACGACUGUUUCAGACUCAGACACUACGCUGGGAGCGUAACUUAUAGUGUAAGUGGUUUUCUGGACAAAAAUAAUGAUCUGUUAUAUAGAGAUCUCUCCCAGUGCCUUUAUGCUUGUGGUCAUCCGUUGGCCAAAACGCUUUUUCCGGACGGUUGUCCAACCAAGGCAACUAAAAAAAGACCACCGACCACAGGAACUCAGUUCAAGGUUUCAGUCUCUGAGUUGAUGACAAAUCUUAAAAGCAAGAAUCCUCAUUAUAUCAGAUGUAUCAAGCCAAACGACAGAAAAGUUGCAGGGCUGUUCGAUGACAAACUAGUCAGACACCAGAUACGAUAUCUUGGGUUGAUGGAGAACAUUCGCGUUCGAAGAGCAGGAUUUGCAUUUAGACAAGAAUAUGACAUUGCACUUGAGAGGUACAAGAUGCUUUGUAAAAAAACCUGGCCCAACUGGGUGGGCAUGCCGAAAGAAGGCCUUAAAGAACUACUUAAGAGUUUGAAUAUCAAACCAACAGCGUAUGCUUAUGGAAGAACAAAGAUCUUUUUUAGAAAUCCCCGAACGUUAUUUGAUCUGGAGGAGAAGCGUCUUCAAGGAAUGCAUUUUCUAGCUGUCAUCAUUCAGAAGGUUUUCAGAGGCUGGAGACAGAGAACCAAAUAUCUCAAGAUGAGAGAGAGUGAAAUUAUCAUCGCUAAGUAUUAUCGUGGCUUCAGGGAUCAUCGGACUUAUCUCAGAAAGAGAAGCGCUGCUAUUACCGUCGCUCGUUUUGUUCGCGGCUGGAAGGCGCGGAAGCUCUACAAAGCCAUGUUGUACGAGAAGAAAUGUAUCUGGGCUUCUGGUAUAAUUCGUACUUACUUCUACGGAUGGCAGGCCCGCAAACUUUACAGAUCCAUGGUUCUUGAAAAGAAGCGCAAACAGGCGGCGACAAUAAUCGCAGCCUAUUUUACAGGCUGGAAGGCCCGCAAACUUUACAGAUGCAUGGUCAUUGAAAAGAUACGCAAACAGGCGGCGACUAUAAUCGCAGCCUAUUUUAUAGGCUGGAAGGUUCGUCGUGAGUAUCAUCCCAAGUUCAGAAAGAAUGCAGCUCCAAAGAUCAUGAAGUUUCUUCGCCUGUACUUUCGUUACAGAUAUUUGAGCACGCUAAAGAACAACCUACCGUCUUUGUCACCUGUGGAUACGCAUUGGCCUUCAUCUUCACCAAUGUUUAGGAAGACAAACAAUCUUCUUAAAGGCUUGUACCACUCUUGGAGAUGUAAGAAAUUCAGAGACAGAUGUCCUCCCGAAAAGAGAGCGAUUCUAAAAGAAAAACUCCAAGCCAGCGAGGUGUUCAAAGACAAAAAAUCUUCGUAUCCUUCCACGGUAGCAGUUCCUUUCCAAAGCGAUCGUGUCAACCUUAAUGCCAAUCCAAAGUGGAAAAAGAACACUGGUAACAACAACCAACGAAUCGUGUGGGCGGAUUCUGUGUUAAAGAUCAAUAGAAAAAACGGCAAGGCAGUGCCUCACAUUUUGACCAUUUCGGACACUGAGAUGCUGGUGUUAGACCCCAAGUCUCUCCUCACGAAAUACAACAUUGAUUUGGGAGACAUUCAGAGAAUCUCCGUCAGUCCGCUGAAAGACGGAGUAAUCGUGUUCCACAUUCGCACGGACAAACAAGAUAAGAACCAUCAGAAAGGUGACUUCAUGUUCCACACGGAGCAUGUGGUCGAGUUAGUUGCCAAGCUGUUGGUGCAAGCAGAAUCCCAACAAGACAUGUCUGCCGCCGUUCAUGUUUCAGAAAGGAUCGCUGUGAAUUUUUCUGAAACUCCGGUCGAGCUGCACUUCAAACGCGCAGACAAAGAUCUUCCUCAACCGCUAUUGUGUAAAAGAAAAGGAGCUGUUAUAGAUGUCUUAGUUUGAUUAUUUUCUUAACAAAUCGUACAGUAUUAGUUUGGUUUUUGCCAUAUCCACCUUACAGCAAAGCAAAGCGUUCAUGGUGUCGAGGUUUUUACAUCCUUUAAAAAAAAGUAAAUUAUUUAAAAAUAACAACGAUUACAAGUUAUCUUCGUGCAUUUGUUUCGAAGGUUUAACUUUAUUAAUAUUUAAUUUAAUCGGCAGAAUAUGAAAAAUUACAAAUCUUUCAUGACUGGUUGGGCCUUUUCUCUCAUCUCAUUCUUUCCCUAAGGGUUUUGGAUGUCAGCAUUCCCUCGAGCACCGAUACAUCUUUGGCGGAUUCUUCGAACAAUAAGCUAUUUAACUCGUAAAUUUUCUGCCGUUGAACUUGAUUGUUUCAUUCUUUUCGCUCCUGCUGCUUUAUCAAGGCAAGAUGUAACAUAAAGAGUGUUUUUAAAACUUAUUUUACAAUAAAAUUAUUUACUUGUCAGCUUA
This is a messenger RNA of Pocillopora damicornis (cauliflower coral), 4209 nucleotides long. RefSeq names its product unconventional myosin-Ia. Gene Ontology annotation, molecular function: actin filament binding; microfilament motor activity; ATP binding. Gene Ontology annotation, cellular component: microvillus; myosin complex; cytoplasm. The record is from RefSeq and is a predicted model, not a curated record. NCBI's taxonomy places the organism in Eukaryota, Metazoa, Cnidaria, Anthozoa, Scleractinia, Pocilloporidae. Gene Ontology annotation, biological process: endocytosis; actin filament-based movement; actin filament organization.